CUCUUCUUUGUCGCCGUCCAGCAGGUGCCCGCGCGCCGUUCGCCUUCACUUGACAGCUGCCACCUGCACCGACCCUUCUUAAGUGCGGCAACGACCACUGAACUUUGAACUUCACAACAGUUGGCGCGACUUGGUUCGUCCUGAUCCGGCAACCCACACACCACAUCGAACUCCACUUCUUUUCUUUCUGAACUCUUCGGGCUGCGCGCGUCUCUGAGAUCGCCGCGACAUUCUGGUGUCAGUGGGGCGCGCCACGAGUGAUGGAUUUCUUCGCAACAGGCACGAUGGCCGACUUUUCCACAACAGGCACGAUGGACGACAACCUGAGCCGCGGCGAGCUAAGGGCUCUGCUCUCAAGGACUGGCUAUCUCCCGGCCGAGUUAUGGGAUGCGACAUUCGACUACAUCCACCCAUCUGAAGCGAACGAUGCUCCAUCGACACCCACCAACAUCAUCUGGCCAACUGGAGAGCGCGGUGAUCCAUGUGUCCCUCCCAAGGACGGGAAAUGUCUGCUCGAUGCUAUGUCAGAGGAGGUGCUUCGCGAAGUCAUUUCCGCAUUGUUACCAGCAAAGCACAAACUGAUCAAAUGCGUGUGCGGCGAGGCGGACACGAAAGCCCCAAGCAGUGAGCCACGUCGCAACCGAGUGAGCGACUUGAUGACUGUCAACAAGAAGUUCAGGGACACCAUCAAGACCAUCAUCUACGAAGAGCGAUUCUUCGAGGUCCAUGUCCAUCAAGGUGGCACAGGUGGCGUCGAGUUUCUGGAUGCCGGAUACCAGCCACUGGCGUAUUGCGAGAGUGCUUCAGAUGAUCGAUUCGAGAAGUUUUCUGUCCACGACGAGUACGGCUUUCAGAUGGUGAAGAAGAUCAAGAUCAAGAUUUUUCCCACCAUCGCCAAGCGUUGCAAGGCAGUCACGCUGAACACCUAUUUCAUGAUCCAAGCGCUAUGUCGUCUGCUUGAGCGCGGCGGACAGGAAGAAGACCGCAUCGUCAACAUCUCCGUCACCUUUCCAAAAGGAGAAACCUCGACGAAUAGCCACAAUCGCCACAGCAUUAUGGCCGAUGAGCACUAUUGGUGGGACCCUACCACUCGAGAGCCAAGAUGCACUUCUAUUCACAGCAUCCCGGACAUUGAACUGGUAUUGCACCCGUUCACGACGCUCACCCGCGUUCACAAUGUCAAUAUCGAGCUGCCACCCAUGGUGAGACAGCAUGCACCCACUGUGAACUUCGUGAGCGGUUUGGUGGCAGGCAUGCGCAGCAAGUCCUCCCUACCCACUUUGCUACUCAGCCGUGAGCAAGAAAUCAGUAUUCAGUGCAUGCGGUCCGAGGUGGAACUCUAUCUCUAUCGUCAGAAGCAUGGCAAGAGUCAGCAGAGCGUCGAGGACAUGGGCGAAGAAGAGAUGGAGGACGAGACGCCAGAAGACGAUGAUGAGGAUGAUGAUCUACAAGCUGCAAUUAUGGCCUCCAUGACCUCUUUCGGCGCAGGCCCGCCACCCGUAUUGGGCGACACAUACUCAUCGUCCAUCAACAGUAUCCCCUUGACUGGGCAGUUACACCGCGAGCGUCGAGCAGCAACAGUGGAAGAUGAUGGCCUGAAUCCUACGAGCCUCCGGUCGAGGCGUAACCGACUCCUGACAACUCGGUUCCAUUCAGCUGGUCGCUCCAGGAGCCAAUCCAUCUCGCCAUCGCUGACGCGGUCAUACAGCUUGGAGCGAGUUCCCGAGUAUGAUGAGAACGAUGGCCACCAGAAUGACAACUCAGCGCACACGCAGCUUCUCUUCUCGUCGGAGCAGGUGGAGCCCAAUGUGCGCGAGAGGAUUGAGAUGAUUGAAGAGGCGUUCGACCUGGCGCAGCGAGGUCCGGCGUCCGCAGAGAACCACAGGAGCAGCGCAUCCCGCACGUGGCUUUCAAGGCUGCUGGGCACGGCUCGCAAUGGUUCUGACGAUGAGAUGACUGGCGUGUAGCUGGACAGCGUGCGUAAUCAUAGGCGAGACCGGUGGAGCGUGCAUACGCUUGGGAAGGACCAGGCAUCAGCUUGAGCGUGCAGAAACACUCCGAGUGAGUGGAGGCUAGGCCAGCGAGUGGACCUAUUGACUCCGUUCAGGAGUUGCUACAGGCCAGGAGCAUAGUGGAUGGGAGCUUACCUUACCUCAUUGCUGCAGCGCUUAGUCAGCGAAGUCAAACGAUUCAAGCAUCUUACUGUACAACCGUAGUCCAUAGUCCAAUUGUCUCGAAGUCCCAAGCUUGCUGAUUGAAGUUUGCGCAAUGUCGUUGUGUCGUUGCAUAGAGACACGGCAGAUGCACUCUCUGCUUGACAGCACGUUGCCGAUCACAUGCGAACAAGCCACGCGCCGUACGUCACCGCGGGCGUUCAGAACAGGGAAGCUUGUUCUGUACCUCUCCUGUUCCUUAGAAGUUCAGCGGCCG
Molecule: messenger RNA, 2430 nt
Organism: Cercospora beticola
Lineage: Eukaryota; Fungi; Ascomycota; Dothideomycetes; Mycosphaerellales; Mycosphaerellaceae
Source: RefSeq, a predicted model, not a curated record